Rubroshorea leprosula is the source of this 1270-nucleotide messenger RNA. The record is from the annotation of a GenBank genome assembly. NCBI's taxonomy places the organism in Eukaryota, Viridiplantae, Streptophyta, Magnoliopsida, Malvales, Dipterocarpaceae.
ACAUUCAUCAGAAAAUAAACUGAAUAAUUUUUUUUUUUGAUUUUUGAUUUUCAUUGAUUUUCAAACGGAACAUGUACAAGCUUGAACAUUAAACAAAAAGAUGCAGAAACAUCAACCAAAAUAAGAAAAACACCCACGGCAGAGCUUUUUGGGUAAGAUGGAUCCAGAUCAGAUGGGAGGGAUCCCACCCACGGGACCAGGCUCCUAUCGUCUCCUUCACCAUCGUUCCCAGAAGGCUCCUUUGUUCAGAAAUUACCUAGCAAAAGGAGGCUGAAAUAUUGCCGGAAUCUUACCGGAAUCAGCUCGGUUUUCUCCUCCCUCUUUUCUCCCGAAACCCAGAACAAUGGCUCCAAAUCAAACUCCAACAAUCAACCAAAGGCUCCCCAAAUUCAAAAAACCGACCCGCCCAAUCAAACUCAAAAAUCAACCCCAAAGACCCCCCUUCUGUAUUCUGCUUUUGCUCUAAAUAUAGACCCAAGCAACAAAAUGAAAUAAAAAUGAAAAAAACAGUCACUAAUGAUGCCAAAUUUGUCUGCUAUUGGCUGUUUUUUUCUGUAUGGCUGUAGUGUGCAGGAGGCAGGGGCGCAGCAGGGGCACAGGCAUAGCAGAGUGCAGGCGAUCUGGUGCAGGGCAAGGGGAUCUGGUGCAGAGCAAAGCUGGUGCAGGAAGCAAGGGCGGGCGCAGCAGAGUGCAGGCUGGGGCAGAGUGGAGGCUCGGUGCACGCAAGCAGUAAGGGAUCCGCAGCAGGGGGUAGGGCGCAGUGCAGCAGGGCACAGGCUCCAGUGCAGCAGGGCACAGGCUCCAGUGCAGCAGGGCGCAGGCUCGGGUGGAGCAAGGCACAGGCUCGGGUGCAGCAAGGCACAGGCUCGGGUGCAGCAAGACGCAAGCUCAGGUGCAGCAAGGCGCAACCUCAGGUGCAGCAGGGCGCGGGCUCAGCAAGGCGCAGGUGCAGCAGGGCGCAGGCACAGGUGCAGCAGGGCACAGGCGCAGGUGCAGCAGGGCACAGGCGCAGGUGCAGCAAGCAAGGGGGCGCAGGAGGGCCUGUUCGCGGCGAGCAAAACGGAAAAGGGAGGAUUCCAGACCCCCUUUUCUUUUCUUUUUCUUUUUUUUUCGGUAAUUGGGUUGGACUUGUCAAUUCAUUUUGAUGAACUUCACCCCUCCACGUUUUGAUUUCUUCAAUCGAGUCCCUUGUCUUGAUUUCCUUUUCCCGUUUCUUCUUGAAUUUCGCUUUACGCAUAACCCCGAAACAAAAUAAAGAUAUAUUAGUCAA